UGUGUGUGUGUGGGUGGUCGGGCGGAAGUGGGAUGCGUUGCCUGGUAACAGAAACGGGAGCGAGGAGGAAAACAGGCCAACCGUCACUCUGAUCAUCUCCAUCUUCAACCGUCAAAAUCAGUGCGGCCUGCGGGGUUAAGAUGUGUCAGUAGUGAACGCUGAGGGUCGUCAUGCCGUGUUCCUGCUCAGAGUGGCGGCGGUGGAUCCGCCCGCUGGUCCUGGUUCUUUAUGCUCUCCUGCUGGUGGCCGUGCUGCCGCUCUGCAUCUGGGAGCUGCAGAAGGACAAGGUCGGGACUCACAGUAAAGCCUGGUUCAUAGCCGGAGUCUUCGUCUUUCUGACUAUCCCCAUCUCACUGUGGGGGAUCCUGCAGCACAUCGUGCACUUCACCCAGCCCGAGCUGCAGAGGCCGAUCAUCAGGAUAUUAUGGAUGGUGCCCAUCUACAGUUUGGAUAGUUGGUUGGCUCUGCGCUAUCCCAGCUUGGCGAUCUACGUGGACACGUGCAGAGAGUGCUACGAGGCCUAUGUCAUCUACAACUUCCUGAUCUUCCUGCUCAACUUCCUCAGUAACCAGUAUCCCAGUUUGGUUCUGAUGCUGGAGGUCCAGCAGCAGCAGCCCCACCUGCCCCCCCUCUGCUGCUGCCCGCCGUGGCCCAUGGGAGAGGUGCUGCUGUUCAGGUGUAAGCUGGGAGUCCUCCAGUACACUGUGGUCAGACCGGUUACCACGGUGAUAGCACUGAUCUGUCAGCUCUGCGGGGUUUACGAUGAAGCCAACUUCAGCUUCAGAAACGCCUGGUCCUACCUCGUCAUCAUCAAUAACAUCUCACAACUGUUUGCCAUGUACUGCCUGGUGCUGCUGUACCGAGCCCUCAAAGAAGAGCUGACUCCCAUCAGGCCUGUGGGAAAGUUCCUCUGCGUCAAACUGGUGGUGUUCGUCUCCUUCUGGCAGGCCGUCUUGAUAGCGUUCCUGGUGAAAGUGGGCGUCAUCUCCGAUAAACACACCUGGGACUGGGACAGUGUGGAGGCCGUGGCUACUGGACUGCAGGACUUCAUCAUCUGCAUAGAGAUGUUCCUGGCUGCCAUCGCUCACCACUACACCUUCACCUACAAACCAUACGUACAGGAAGCAGAAGAGGGGUCGUGUUUCGACAGCUUCCUGGCCAUGUGGGAUUUCUCUGACAUCAGAGCUGAUGUCACAGAGCAGGUCCGCCAUGCUGGUCGUACCUUCCUGGGUCGUCCCAACAAGAUGUACUUUGGUGCCGCGGCUCGACCCGAACACACGGAGCACACCGGCCUCCUCACAGCGACCUCUCAGGACGCCAUCGCCGCGGCCGCCACAUCGAUGCCCUCCUCCCCUUCCUCGAGCGGGCGGUACCAAGGCCUCGGCCACACCUCCGCGCCGCACUCCAUCUCCGCCCCCGCAGGGUUCACCUCCUCGUCGUGGGAGGACGACAGCGACGCCUCGCCACCCAAGGGCGCUGACAACCCUGGAAACACAUAAUCAGGAGGAGCUUUAACUUUCUCUUUAUGUGCUUUAUGGAUACAGACAAAAACACUCACAGAUUAAAAGUCAGAAUAAAAUGUAUCAACGUGAACGCCCGUCUCCUAUUUGUGAAUAAGAAGUUAUUUAUGGAUGGAUUUAAUCAGGACUCAUCAAGAGGACGUGUUUUCACUCUGAUGUCAAAGCCAUGCUUGUUGAGGAAGACAUUUUGAAAAGUGUUGCACAGGUUUAAAUGUUUGAAAUCUGUGUUUUGAAGUCUGAUGAUGUCAUUUGUUUUGAUACAUGUUUUCUCUGGCUGUUGAAAUGAAAUAAUGUUCGAUGUUUUCAGGAGCAGAAACAGCUUGUUGGUUUCACCUUAAUGCCACAGAGCUCAUGUGUGCUUGGUCCCAAUCUUAAUAUUUAUUGUAAUAAAUAAAUAUACCCAGUCUUAGUCACCAGUAA
Molecule: messenger RNA, 1940 nt
Organism: Labrus mixtus (cuckoo wrasse)
Lineage: Eukaryota; Metazoa; Chordata; Actinopteri; Labriformes; Labridae
Product: transmembrane protein 184C-like
Exons: 12
Coding region: 171-1499 (442 amino acids)
Biological process (GO): transport
Molecular function (GO): transporter activity
Source: RefSeq, a predicted model, not a curated record